Messenger RNA from Xiphophorus hellerii (green swordtail), 3444 nucleotides. RefSeq names its product dual specificity protein phosphatase CDC14AB-like. The transcript is spliced from 18 exons. Bases 393 to 2336 code for a protein of 647 amino acids. Lineage: Eukaryota; Metazoa; Chordata; Actinopteri; Cyprinodontiformes; Poeciliidae. Gene Ontology annotation, biological process: protein dephosphorylation. The record is from RefSeq and is a predicted model, not a curated record.
GGGAUUUGGUCAAUCAGAGUUUCAGACUCUCGCCAAGCUUGCGGAGCUUUAACAUGCUAAUAUGCUAAUCCGGGCAUAUUAUCGGGUAAAGGGGGAGAAACAAAAGACGAGAAACAAUGGGAAUAAGUUCGCAGUGAACGAGAGGAAGCUACAGUGACCGAUGGGAAGCUGAGGAGGAAGUUUUAAAACUUUUUAAGCACGCUGUGUGCGGUUCGCUGCUAGCCCCUCAACGGCUAGAGCUGCUAGCAGUUUGAAAACUUUCUGAAGCCGCCCAGGAGUUAGACGGACCCUUUCUGGAGCUCUCGGCAGGAGCAGAACGAGUGCAGGAAUUAGACUUGACUCAUGACCGUGGAGGUGUGAAUCGCUCCCCGGUCCUGUCUACCCUGUUCCGGAUGGCUGAGGAACGCGAGCCGCAGGGAGCGGCAGAGAUGAUCAAAGACCGUCUGUACUUCGCCACGUUACGCAGCAAACCCAAAAGCACCGUCAACACCCACUACUUCUGCACCGACGACGAGUUUGUCUACGAGAAUUUCUACACAGACUUCGGGCCGCUGAACCUGGCCAUGCUGUACCGAUACUGCUGCAAGCUCAACAAGAAGCUGAAGUCGUUCACGCUGACCAGGAAGCGAAUCGUUCACUACACCAGCUUCGACCAGAGGAAGCGCGCCAACGCCGCCGUGCUGAUCGGCGGCUACGCCGUGAUUUACCUGAAGAAGACUCCAGAGGAAGCCUUCAGAGCGCUGAUCUCCGGCUCCAACGCCGCCUACCUGCCCUUCAGGGACGCCUCUUUUGGAAAUUGCACCUACAACCUCACAGUGCUGGACUGUCUGCAGGGAAUCAGGAAGGCUUUGCAGCACGGCUUCUUUGACUUUGAGACGUUUGAUGUGGACGAAUACGAACAUUACGAGCGCGUGGAGAACGGAGACCUGAACUGGAUCGUCCCGGGAAAGUUUCUGGCCUUCAGCGGACCGCAUCCCAAAUCCAGGAUAGAAAACGGUUACCCUCUGCACGCGCCCGAGGCUUACUUCCCCUACUUCAGGAAGUACGGCGUGACCACCAUCAUCCGCCUGAACAAGAAGAUCUACGACGGAAAGCGCUUCACCAACGCCGGCUUCGACCACUACGACCUCUUCUUCAUCGACGGCAGCACGCCCAACGACACCAUCGUACGCCGCUUCCUGCACGUCUGUGAGAACGCGCAAGGAGCCGUGGCCGUCCACUGCAAGGCUGGUCUGGGCAGAACGGGCACUCUGAUUGGCUGCUACCUGAUGAAACACUACCGCUUCACUGCCGCCGAGGCCAUCGCCUGGACCCGGAUCUGCAGGCCCGGUUCUGUCAUCGGGCCGCAGCAGAACUUCCUGGAAGACAAGCAGGCGUCUCUGUGGCUGCAAAGCCCGCACACUCUGAAGGGAAGAACGGAGGACCAGACGGCGCAUCUCAUCAACGGCCUGGACGAGCUGUCGCUAAGCUCCGCCCACAACGCCAACUUCCUCCGAUCGGCGAGCGCCGACCAUCUGCAGGAGGACUUUUCUGUCAGGCAAAAGUUUCAGUCACCCUCAGACAUCCUCAUUGAACUUUGUGACUCGAGGCAGUUGAGGCUACUGGGUGACAUUACAGACGGUUCGGGUCUGACGCAGGGCGACAAACUGCGAGCCCUGAAGAGCCGCCGCCACCCUCGCCCAUCUGUGAGCGGAGGAGCUCUGAGAUUUGAGGAGCCAAAGACCCGCCACCGCUCCAGCUCACCGCCGCUCCGGUUAUCAAAAGGGAGCAGUCAAAGUCCCGCCUCCAUCCACAAGCCCUCCAAACUCCCAGCAUCCUCUACUUCUCCUGCUGCCAAGAGGAUCGGGAGGAACUCGUUAUCGCCGAUGUCAAACAUCCGAAGCUCAGCCUUCGGCUCGCGCUUGGCCAGCUCCCUCGGAGAUCUCUACGCCGCCGACGCCGAGGAGGACGAGAAGACUCCCUUCUCCUCUUUUCCUCCCUCCUCUUCCUCCUCUCUCUCUGUAAGCCCCGCCCCCUCCGCCCCUUCGCCCGGCUACAGCGGCGGGCCUCGCGGCGCGCAGCACGAGGUCAACAACAACAGUACCUUGUACGGCGGCUCCGCGGCGCCCCCUGCGGUCAAGGGUUAUAUGAGGCCGCAGCAUCAGGACGUCAGUGCCUUCAGGGGCCACGGGCCCUCCAGCGCCAUGAAGGGCCCCUCAGGACGUUACCUGAGCCGCUCCAUACCUCUCUUCUCUAAGCGUGUUGAUCAGGGGAGCCGAGGGUUUUCUCUGCAUCGGGAAACUUUAGCUUCACUAACCGCCAGAGCUGCUGCUGAGACGAGGAAACGCUGCCACUAAGUCUGAGGCUGAGCAAUGAGACACAAAAUUCUCUUCAGUCGGAAUACAUCCAGUACUAGAACCUGCAGCCCGACCUGAGGGUCCAGAACCGGGCCCUCCUCCGAUUCCGACAGCGCCAGCUUUGAAUCGGGAACCCGAAUAAACCGGCGAGAGCUGGACUCUGGACUCAGACUGUAUGUGAGCGAAGCUGUGUGUAAAUGUGACCCGAUCGGCUCCUCAAGCGUUUUUAACAGAACAACUCGGGCUUCAAGUGUUUUUGUUUUCUUUUGGUUUUGAUAAACGGGGAGGGUCAGCUGAUCGGUGGCUCGCCCCGUCGCCAUGGUUACAGUAUUUACGUCCAGUUUUGGUGAAGACGGGAACUCAGGACUUCGGUCUGAAACGCCUUAGAGAAGCUUUAAAAAACAGGAACUUUUAUCGUUAACGGACUGAAAAUAAAGACGGUUUUGUUUCUCAGGUUCAGAUUUACACCAGCAUAAAAAAAGAAAGAAAGUUUUAUCUGUUUUCAUGUUGACGCCUCCAUCAUGCCUGGAAAAUAAUGAAAUGAGCAGCAAAACUUUAACUAGGCUAAAUGUAGAUUUAGUUGCCAUGGAGACGUGAGCAGAAGUGUAGUUCGAGUGUCGUUUUUACGGUCGGACUGAACAGUUUUACCAGCAUAAACCAGCAGCUGCCUGUAGGGGGCGCUCAGCGGAUCACAUCACUGUUUUAUUUUAAUGUUUACUAAUCGACUCGUCUUAAAAAAUGUUAAAUGUGUUUUUUUGUAAGCCGGAAACGUCCGAGUCCGUCCGUUUUUUCCCUCGGCUGAAGAAGUUCUGGAUCCUUCCAAUAAUCAGGUCCAAAGGCUCGGUUCCGACCCGCAUCGCACCUCCAGCUGGGAGAGUUCGGACCGGAGCCGCAGUUUCAAACGGGCCCUGAGUGCCUUCAACACGUUAUCAUGAAGAAGAGACUUUUAUUGUGGCGGUCCCCAACAGGAAGUUGUGUGGCUGCUGUUUUAACCAUGAAUGUUUUUCAUCUGUAUUUAUGUCACUGAGACUUUAAAGGAAGUCAGAAAAUAAUGUUUUCUCUCAACUGAACGAAGAGUUUCUACACGAAUAAAAACAGGAAACAAUCA